CUACAAGUAGCCCAGUCCUGAGGACUCCUUCCAGAAGUUCUGCUGGGCUCUUGUGGAGCAAGUUUUUCGCAGCACGGGAACUGCACGGUGCCGGAGAGCUCCGGCAGCCGCCUGCCCCUUGGGACCCGGCCGCCUGGCCCGCUGACGGCGCUCUCUCGCCCCAGGUGCCCGCGCACGUGGCGAGCCGCCACACCAGGGGGCGUCCGGGGUGGGAUCCAUGAAGCGCAGCCUGAGGAAGAUGCUGCGCCCUGGGGAGAAGAAGGCGGCCCAGGGCGCUGUCUACCAGGGCGUGCAGGACCACAUGGACGACUCCAAGGAAUCGCUGAAGGUGGUUUUUGAAGGAAGUUCAUGUGCAUUGCAGAACUUUAUCAAGAAACAAAAGAAAUUAAGGAAAUAUGGUGAUAUGAAUGCCUCCCCUUUGCAUCAUGCUGCAGGAGAAGGUCAAGUUGAGCUGAUGCAGAUGAUUCUUAAUGAGUCCUCUUGUGAAGCGUUGAAUGUGAUGGAUGAUUGUGGAAAUACCCCUCUGCACUGGGCUGCAGAAAAAAACCAGGUUGAAAGUGUUAAGUUUCUUCUCAGUAGAGGAGCUAACCCAAACCUCCAAAACAGCAACAUGAUGGCACCCCUGCACAUAGCCGUGCAGGGAAUGCACAACAAUGUGAUGAAGGUCUUGACUGAGCACAGCAGUACUAAUAUUAAUUUGGAGGGAGAAAAUGGCAACACAGCUGUGAUGAUUGCAUGCACCAAAGAUAAUAAUGAAGCACUUCAGAUUUUGUUUAAUAAAGGUGCUAAGCCAUGUAUAUCAAAUAAAUGGGGAUGUUUUCCUGUUCACCAGGCUGCAUUUUCAGGUGCCAAAAAAUGUAUGGAAAUAAUAUUGAAGUUUGGUGAAGAACAUGGGUACAGCAGAGAGUCUCAUAUUAACUUUGUGAACAAUGGGAAAGCCAGCCCUCUCCACAUGGCUGUGCAAAGUGGAGACUUGGAAAUGAUCAAAAUGUGCCUGGACAAUGGUGCACACAUAGACCUGAUGGAGACUGGGAGGUGCACAGCCCUUCAUUUUGCUGCCACCCAGGGAGCCACUGAGAUUGUUAAACUGAUGAUAUCGUCCUAUUCUGGAGGCACUGAUAUUGUUAAUGCAGUUGAUGGACAUCAUGAGACCCUGCUUCACAGAACCUCAUUAUUUGAUCACCAUGAACUAGCAGACUAUUUAAUUUCAGUGGGAGCAGAUAUCAAUAGCAUCGAUUCUGAAGGACGUUCUCCGCUUUUACUAGCAACUGCUUCUGCAUCUUGGAAUAUAGUAAAUUUGCUACUCUCUAAAGGUGCCCGAGUAGACAUAAAAGAUCAUUUUGGACGUAACUUUUUGCAUUUGACUGUACAGCAACCUUAUGGAUUAAGAAAUUUAUGUCCUGAGUUUAUGCAGAUGCAACAUAUUAAAGAGCUGGUAAUGGAUGAAGACAAUGAUGGGUGUACUCCUCUACAUUAUGCAUGUCGACAGGGGGUCCCUGUUUCUGUAAAUAACUUACUGGGCUUUAAUGUGUCCAUUCAUUCCAAAAGCAAAGAUAAGAAAUCACCCCUGCAUUUUGCAGCCAGUUAUGGACGUAUCAAUACCUGUCAGAGACUCCUACAAGACAUAAGUGAUACUAGGCUUUUGAAUGAAGGUGACCUUCUUGGAAUGACUCCUCUUCACCUGGCAGCAAAAAAUGGACAUGAUAAAGUAGUUCAACUUCUUCUGAAAAGAGGUGCAUUAUUUCUCAGUGACCACAAUGGCUGGACGGCUUUGCAUCAUGCAUCCAUGGGCGGGUACACUCAGACCAUGAAAGUCAUUCUUGAUACUAAUUUGAAGUGCACAGAUCGACUAGAUGAAGAAGGGAACACAGCACUUCACUUUGCUGCAAGGGAGGGCCAUGCCAAAGCCGUUGCGCUUCUUCUGAGCCAUGAUGCUGACAUAGUUCUGAACAAGCAGCAGGCCUCUUUUCUGCACCUUGCCCUUCACAAUAAGAGGAAGGAUGUGGUUCUUACAGCCAUCAGGAGCCAAAGGUGGGAUGACUGUCUUAAGGUUUUUAGUCACUGUUCUCCAAGCAAUAAAUGUCCAAUUAUGGAAAUGGUAGAAUACCUCCCUGAAUGCAUGAAAGUACUUUUAGAUUUCUGUAUGAUACCUUCCACAGAGGACAAGUCCUGCCGAGACUACCAUAUCGAGUAUAAUUUCAAAUAUCUUCAAUGUCCAUUAGAAUUCACCAAACAAGCAGCACCUACCCAGGAUGUUGUAUAUGAACCUCUUUUAGCCCUCAAUGCAAUGGUACAACAUAACCGCAUAGAGCUUCUCCACCAUCCUGUAUGUAAGGAAUAUUUACUUAUGAAAUGGUUGGCUUAUGGAUUUAGAGCUCAUAUGCUGAACCUAGGUUCUUACUGUCUUGGUCUAAUACCUAUGACGCUCCUUGUUGUCAAUAUAAAACCAGGAAUGGCUUUCAACUCAACUGGAAUCAUCAAUGAAACUACUGAUCAUUCAGAGAUAUUAGACACCACGAGUUCAUAUCCAAUAAAAGUUUGUAUGAUUUUGGUUUUUUUAUCAAGUAUACUUGGGUAUUGCAAAGAAGUGGCUCAGAUUUUCCAGCAGGAAAGGAAUUACUUUUGGGAUCAUAACAAUAUCGUUGAAUGGAUUAUCUAUACAACAAGCAUCAUUUUUGUACUGCCCUUGUUCAUUAAUAUACCAGCUUAUGUGCAGUGGCAAUGUGGAGCAAUUGCUAUAUACUUCUAUUGGAUGAACUUCUUAUUGUAUCUUCAAAGAUUUGAAAAUUGUGGAAUUUUCAUUGUUAUGUUGGAGGUAAUUUUGAAAACUUUGUUGAGGUCUACAGUCAUAUUUAUGUUCCUUCUUCUGGCUUUUGGGCUCAGCUUUUAUGUCCUCCUGAAUGCACAGGAUGCUUUCAGCUCUCCAUUGCUUUCUAUAAUCCAAGCCUUCAGCAUGAUGCUAGGAGAUAUCAAUUAUCGAGAUGCCUUCUUAGAACCAUAUUUGAGAAAUGAGUUGUCAUAUCCAGUGCUGUCCUUUGCACAGCUUAUUACCUUCACCAUUUUUGUCCCAAUUGUCCUCAUGAAUUUACUUAUUGGUUUGGCAGUUGGUGAUAUUGCUGAGGUCCAGAAACAUGCAGCAUUGAAGAGGAUUGCUAUGCAGGUGGAACUUCAUACCAGCUUAGAGAAGAAGCUGCCACUCUGGUUCCUACGCAAAGUGGAUCAGAAAUCCACCACUGUGUAUCCCAACAGACCCAGAAAUAGUGGGAGGUUAUUUCGUCUAUUUUGUUAUAUUUUUUGUUCCAAUGAAACAAGACAAGAAAUACCAAAUACUGACACGUCUUUGGAAAUGGAAAUAUUAAAGCAGAAAUAUAGGAAGACAACGUGUGCCUUCAUGCUGACUAAUUCCUGUUAGUUGAGUGAUCCUGAAUAUGUUUCUAUAUCUUUAAAAUGGUAAUAAUAGAGUAAACGCCUUAUGGU
Carlito syrichta (Philippine tarsier) is the source of this 3477-nucleotide messenger RNA. RefSeq names its product transient receptor potential cation channel subfamily A member 1 (gene TRPA1). The transcript has 27 exons. Gene Ontology annotation, molecular function: protein binding; monoatomic ion channel activity. Bases 218 to 3412 code for a protein of 1064 amino acids. NCBI's taxonomy places the organism in Eukaryota, Metazoa, Chordata, Mammalia, Primates, Tarsiidae. Gene Ontology annotation, biological process: monoatomic ion transport; transmembrane transport. Gene Ontology annotation, cellular component: membrane. The record is from RefSeq and is a predicted model, not a curated record.